CGCCUGUCACACACAGCCCUCCCCUCCACUACAGUGCUCACCAGCGACCAAUCAGCUCUCGCCUUCCUGGGUAUAACCUGUUUUGUUACACUGAAAGACGGAGCCUUAUUGGUUGCCAUUGGCAACUAGCCGCGUUCUGUCAUUACACGGGUCUAGCGCGUGCCCAGUACUCAUCCGCCCGCCCUGUCACACCGGUCACCUCCGCUGCCGUGCCCCGCACCGUCCGCCAGCCCUCCCCGUGCUCCCGGCUCCUCCCCCCUAGUACUCUCCAUCCAUCCUUCUCUCUAUGGUCUCUCCUUCUCUAGUCCCCGCCGCUCUUCUCCCGCCUGUCUCGGUGUCUGUUCUCGCUGUUACUUUCGGUCGCUCUCAGCCUCCGGCCCUCGCAGUCACCAUGGGCCUCAGGUGAUAAACCGAGCCGGCCGCCGGAUACAACGGGCGGGGAGCAGAGCUACCGGAGAGCGUGGAUUCCCGGGCCUGACCGCCCGCACCGGGGGCCCUAAAACCGGCAUAAUAGUCCGGUGUCUUAAAGUUUGGAGGGGCUCUUUCUGAACUGUGCGAAAAUGGAGAAAGGGGAGAAGAUCAACAAGGAGCAGGAAGAUGAGAUGGAGAUUUCUGGAUACAAUCUUUGCCGGUGGAAGUUGGCUUUAGUAGCUGUGGGCGUGUUAUGUACUGGAGGAUUUCUCCUCCUCCUUCUCUAUUGGAUGCCGAAGUGGCGCGUGAAAGCAACGUGCACUCGGACAACAUUGAAAGACUGUGACGUUGUGCUGUUGAGAACAACUGAUGAGUUCAGAAGAUGGUUUUGUGCAAAAGUACGAAUACGUUUGUGUCCAGGAACAGAUCCUUUUCAAAACCCUGAGUCCAUGGCAAGCGAAGUGCUCAAUGGUCACACAGGCCACCUUCCUGUGAGUACCACCGAACACAGUGAAGAUCAUCUAAUAAAUAAGUUGAAAGUCCCACUAAAGGAGGUUCAUUAUUUUGUGCAUCACAGUGUGACUUACUACUGGAAUGAUUUGCACCAAACUUUUAACUACUUAACGGGUCUAGAUGAUAGGGUUUCAUGCGCUGCCAUACACACUGAGCACAGCAAAGGAUUAAGUCAAGAAAUCCACAAUUAUAGAAAGUUAUUUUAUGGAAUAAAUGAAAUUACUGUUAAAGUGCCUUCUCUUUUUAAGCUUCUAAUAAAGGAGGUCCUCAAUCCUUUUUACAUUUUUCAGCUCUUCAGUGUUAUUUUGUGGACCACAGAUGAAUAUUACUACUAUGCAUCUGCCAUUGUGUUAAUGUCUGUAAUAUCUAUUAUCAGUUCUCUGUACACCAUUAAAAAGCAAUAUAUAAUGUUACAUGACAUGGUUGCAGCCCACAGUAUUGUCAGAGUUACCGUAUGCCGUGCAAACAAAGAGGUUGAAGAAAUCAUGUCUACUGACCUUGUACCUGGGGACAUUAUGAUAAUCCCACCUAAUGGAACCAUUAUGCCAUGUGAUGCCAUCCUUAUCAGUGGUACCUGCAUUGUGAAUGAAAGCAUGUUAACAGGUGAAAGUGUACCAGUAACAAAGACUAACCUGCCAGACCCAUCUACAAGUUCCAGAGGAGUGGAGAAUGAAAUCUAUAAUACAGAAGUUCACAAGCGUCACACUUUAUUUUGUGGAACCACUGUCAUCCAAACCAGAUUUUAUGCUGGAGAACCUGUCAAAGCCAUAAUUGUCCGGACAGGAUUCAGCACAUCUAAAGGACAGCUUAUUCGGUCCAUACUUUAUCCAAAGCCAACAGACUUCAAGCUUUACAGAGAUGCCUAUAUGUUCCUGCUGUGUCUUGUAGGGGUUGCUGGAGUUGGGUUCCUUUACACUAUUAUAAAUAGUAUUUCAAAUAAGGUUCCGGUCAGCAUUAUUAUCAUUGAAUCACUUGACAUAAUAACCAUCACAGUACCUCCUGCUCUUCCUGCUGCCAUGACUGCUGGAAUCGUGUAUGCACAAAGGCGCCUGAAAAAACAUGGCAUCUUCUGUAUCAGUCCUCAGAGGAUAAACAUCUGUGGACAGUUAAACCUCAUAUGCUUUGACAAGACUGGCACUCUUACUGAAGAUGGUUUGGACCUUUGGGGAAUCCAGAGAGUGGAAAAUGCAAGGUUUCUUUUGGCAGAGGAAAAAGCUUGCAGUGAGAGCUUGGUUAAAUCUCAGUUUGUUGCCUGUAUGGCAACAUGCCACACACUCACAAAAAUUGAUGGCGUGAUUUCAGGUGACCCCCUCGACUUAAAAAUGUUUGAAGCCAUAGGAUGGAUUCUUGAAGAAGCCACAGAAGAAGAGACCGCACUUCACAACAAGAUCAUGCCAACAGUUGUUAAACCUCCAAAGGAACCUACCAGUGAGCUCAAACCUGCCGGCAGUGAAGAAAUGGAACUGUUUGAGUUACAGACCUCAUAUGAAAUUGGAAUUGUACGACAGUUUCCCUUCUCUUCAGCUCUGCAGCGAAUGGCAGUAGUUGCCAAAGUACUUGGAGAAAAACGCAUGGAUGCCUAUGUAAAGGGAGCCCCAGAAGUGAUUGCUAGCCUUUGUAGAUCAGAAACGGUACCUUCUGACUUUGCUAUUGUUUUAGAAGAAUACACAAAGCAGGGCUACCGAGUCAUUGCACUUGCACACAGAAAAUUGGAGUCUAAAAUUUCAUGGCAUAAAGUACAAAACAUUAGUAGAGAUGCCAUUGAAAAUAAUAUGACAUUCUUGGGUCUCAUCAUUAUGCAAAACAAGCUGAAACCAGAAACUCCAGCUGUUCUUGAAGACCUUCGCAAAGCCAAUAUCCGUAUGGUCAUGGUCACAGGAGACAACAUGUUAACUGCAAUUUCUGUUGCCCGAGACUGUGGAAUGAUUCUACCUCAUGAUAAGGUUAUUGUAGCUGAAGCACUACCUCCUAAAGAUGGCCAAGCUGCCAAGAUUAACUGGCACUAUGCAGACACCAUGCCAAGGAGCAACUUGAAUGCAAUAAAUCAAGAGGUUAUUCCUAUGAAAUCAGUAAAUGACAGCCUUGAAGAGAAUCAGAUUGAUUAUCAUUUUGCUAUGAAUGGAAAGUCUUUUGGAGUCAUCUUGGAACACUUUCAGGACCUGCUUCCAAAGUUGGUAUUGCAUGGUACAGUGUUUGCACGGAUGGCACCUGAUCAAAAGACGCAGUUAGUAGAAGAGUUGCAGAACGUAGAUUACUAUGUUGGCAUGUGUGGAGAUGGAGCAAAUGAUUGUGGGGCACUGAAGAGAGCUCAUGGAGGGAUAUCAUUGUCUGAACUAGAGGCGUCUGUGGCAUCACCUUUCACCUCCAGAACUCCUAGCAUUGUCUGUGUGCCAAACCUGAUACGAGAAGGACGUGCAGCAUUAGUAACAUCUUUCUGUGUGUUUAAGUUCAUGGCUCUAUACAGUAUUAUCCAGUACUUCACAGUUGUGCUUCUGUAUUCUAUUCUCAGCAAUUUAGGAGACUCCCAGUUUCUUUUUAUAGACCUGGCAAUAAUCUUGGUGGUCGUGUUUACAAUGAGUUUAAACCCAGCUUGGAAAGACUUGGUUGCACAAAGACCUCCUUCUGGUCUCCUCUCUGCAUCCCUUCUCUUUUCGGUCCUCUCCCAAAUCCUAAUUUGCUUGGCUUUCCAGGCCAUGGCUUUCCUUCUUGUAAAACAGGAGCCUUGGUACGAGGUCUGGAACCCCAGCACCGACGCAUGUAAUGUCUCCAUGGAUGAGCACUUUCACAAUGACACUCAUCAUGAUGAACACAACAUCAAAAACUUUGAAAACACCACUCUCUUCUUUGUGUCCAGCUUCCAGUACCUCAUUGUGGCAGUUGUAUUCUCAAAAGGAAAGCCUUUUCGCCAACCCAGCUACAAAAAUUAUUUUUUUGUUAUCUCUGUAUUGGCUCUUUAUGCCUUAAUAUUGUUCUUCAUGCUGUAUCCGAUUGAAUCUGUUGAGAAUGUCUUUGAGUUGGUCUGUGUUCCAUAUCAAUGGCGCCUUGUAAUGGUCUUCAUUAUUGGUGGAAAUGCCAUCACUUCAAUUGUUGUUGAGACUAUCGUCCUUGAUAUCAUACUCUGGAAACUUGUGUUCAACCGAGACAAGCAGGGAGAGUACCACAAAGUCACCCACCCCCCACAGGAGGUGAAUGAUCGCUGGGCAGCACGUUUAUUGUCUUUUUUGUGUUUCUGCAAAAAGACCCCAAAAGCCAAAUACAUGCACUUAGCACAAGAGCUGUUGGUCGAUCCCGACUGGCCACCUAAGCCAAGAACAACUACAGAAGCUAAACCAUCUACACUGGAGAAUGGCAGCUAUCAAAUUGUCACAAUUACGUAGCAGCGACUCUCUUUGACUAUUUUUACCAUGGUUAAUUCAUAUGCGCUGCAUGGGAUGUCUGCAAUGCAUUGUGGAGCAGUUCACUGCAGAGCCCUUUACAUAAUGCCUCCAUUCAUACACAUGUCUGGAUGUAAUGUCUGAAUAGAUAUCUUUUUGCAAAGACUUCAGAAAUGAUUUUAGAGCACCCUUCCAAUGUUAAACUCCUUCCUCAUCUUCAGAUCGGGUGUGAGACUUAUCUGUACACUGGGCAUUAUAGUUGUCUUGGCAAGUCUAUGACGCCCUACUGUAAUAGGACCCAUGCAUGAUAUUCGCUGGAAGUGGUAUAAUGCCUAGACUAUACCUCCCAGCAUGCAGUGGGAGCUCCGUACAUCUGAUUUAAAGUUCUGGAUGGGAAAGUCACUUAGGAGUGACACUUUCUGCAGCACGCAUGGUGAGCGAAACUAUAAUGAAAUGUUGGGACCAUGCUCUGUCUUUUUAUUGAUCGAUUAAGAUUAUCAUCUUGUACAACUUUGCCCGCAGACAUCUUGAUGACUCUUCCAUAGCUCUAGUCCAGUUUCACUGAGAAUAUUUAUGGACUAAUUUAUUACAAACAAGUAAUGUGGCCUGACUUCAGGUCUGUUAUCCCGAACUCACCUCUUGAUUGAGAUCAUGCAAAAUAAUCUUUGUAUUGUAUUAAGCUGCAAGAAGCCCAAUUUUUUUUCUUCAUAUAAAGUUGCUUAAAAGAUCAGUUUUUUUUGUAUUUUUUGGUUACGUCACUCACCUGCCCAUCUUCUACCAAUCCAUUAACUAAAACUCAUGUGGAGUACCAAAGAAUCUUUUCAUUUUUACCCCCAGUUGACAGUGAGCAGAUUGUUAUCUGUUGUUAUACUGGAUGUAUUUACAGAGAGAACAUUGUCUGGGGAUGGACAGUGUUGGAUAUUGCAGUUUUAUUCAGUUGGUUUAAGAAAUUUCUCUAAAAAAACAAUAUUACCGAAUACAUGACUUUUGUUUGAUUUCUUUAUAAAUCGCUCCACCAAAUCAUUAAGUGUUUGCACUAGAAAACAUUUCCGAAUUCUUUGCAAGAUGAUAUUUGAAAGCAAAGCGAAUGAUUGUUUUAUAAAUGUACGUGUAAAGACUAAACAGAAAUUUCUAUUUUUUUUUCUUCAGCUAGAUCUAUGCAUUUCAGACCUUAGAGCUGUGAAUUUUGCUGUGUUCAGUUCUGAUACUAUGAAAAUGUAUUUAUUUUUAUUUUUUUAAAUCUGUGCUCAUCUUCCAGGCACUAAAGAGUUAAAUAUGGGCAUAAACCAGAGAGUAUGUGCACCAAUAAGGGAUGCAUCAGAAAUUUGUUUACCAGCCUUGGUCAGAAAUUUUAAUUAAAAUACCGUAUGUUCCUUAAUGGUCUAAACAAUGAUGUACAACGGGAUAGGGAUAGCAGUAUUAACGUACCCAAGUUUAUAUUUAAUGAUGACAUUACAAGCUGCCUGCAAUAUCAAUAUAGCAGGGUAUCCCCACACCUAUUAGUUGUCUCCCUUUUAAACUCACACCAUUCCUAUGUCCUUGUGAGAUAUGGACACAGCCAAGAUCUCCUGCUAGACUUCAUCUAUGAAAUGUGCAACCACUGCUUUGAGUGGGGAACUUAUGUUUGUGGUGGGAGAAUCCUUUGAGCCAACUUGAACUUCGGUGUAAAACCCCUUUUAAUAGUAAAAUCGUAACAAGUUGUGCCCAUUGACCUAUUUAGCUCUGCUAUACUUAUCUGUACAGUAUCUUGUUAAGUUAUUUGUUUACAUAUUGUAAAGGUCUCCCCUGCACCUCUUUGAUCUCAGGGAGCACUGUGUUCAGGGAGCAUUUGAAGUUUUCUAUGUGCCAGCUGAUUUAUAUACAGCUGUUACUUCAUUUGUCUGUAAGCACAAGGAUACUGUUAUCAGUUCCAAUUUUCCAAUUAACAUGCAUGGUUAAUUUGCAUAACUUGUAUUUUAAUAUAUUGGAGUAGUAAAAGAUAAGCCGUGUCGUACGAGUAUCGUAUCGAUUAUAGUAUGGGUGUUUAGUGAAUUUGUCAAGUUCGAAGGCUUUUUCUUUUCAGAAGGAUGCUAAUUUUGCAUUUCGGAGUUAACCCCCUCUUAUCAAAUCGGUAAAUGAUCUGAUAAAGGGGUUAACCCCAAAACGUGUAAUCGGCCUUUGAACUUGAUGACUUCACCUAUCUGUGUAAUGCUUGUGUUGCAGCGCCUACAAAGGGAUUAUUAUUUUUUUUUGGGGGGGAUGUUAAGAGAAUGGUAGUAUUUAUCUAACAGAAACAAAAGAAUGUCAGGAUGAAUCUUGUUUUUCAAUCUUAUUUAAAGCCUACCAGCCAAUCAUUGUGUAUGGGGGAAGUUAAGAAUCUGCAUUGUAAACUAUCCAGUCCUUUUUGCUCUUGCGGGGCAAAAAGCUGCCACCAGAUGAGUCUUACACUGGCUUGCUGCACCUUCUCCAUUUAGAACACCUGGUAAGGCUGGGUUCACACUACGUUUUCUCCCAUACGGGAGCGCAUACGGC
Molecule: messenger RNA, 6809 nt
Organism: Hyla sarda
Lineage: Eukaryota; Metazoa; Chordata; Amphibia; Anura; Hylidae
Gene: ATP13A3
Product: ATPase 13A3
Exons: 33
Coding region: 561-4301 (1246 amino acids)
Biological process (GO): intracellular calcium ion homeostasis; polyamine transmembrane transport
Cellular component (GO): late endosome membrane
Molecular function (GO): ATP hydrolysis activity; polyamine transmembrane transporter activity; ATPase-coupled monoatomic cation transmembrane transporter activity
Source: RefSeq, a predicted model, not a curated record